AUGGCGUCCCCACGAUUUUUCUUUGCCAUAAUUCUUUCUCUGGUCCUCUUCAAUGUUGGGCUGGUCACCGCCAAGACACAAGAUCAUACCAGCCUGACUUUUGCCAAUAUUACUAGCUGUGCGGCCUCGUGUUUGCGUAAUAGCACAACCCGAUUUUGCAGCAUCGACGACACUCUCUGUCUUUGCACAAGUCCAGGCUUCAUUGCCGAUUGGAACUCAUGCACGCACAGCAAUUGCUCGCCCAAGGAUGUUCUAACAUCUCGCCGCGUUCAAGCUGCCGUCUGCCACUUUGAUCACCCUGACCAGUCUGGCGAAGAGACUGCGGUUGCUGUGUUUCUGUUCAUCAUUGUGGGAUUGUCCGUUGCCCUUCGGCUUGCUUCGAGGAGGGUGGCACGAGAGUUUUUUAUCGAUGACGUCCUCAUCUACCUGGCGACCAUAACGUCUGUUGCAUUGCUGGUGCCGCACCUCAUUGCCAUCCAGAAUGGAUUCGGCAAGCACUACUACGAUCUUCCAGACGGGGCCUUGACGAGGAUUGUUGAGCCCAUCUACAUUCUCGAAAACUUUUAUAUUGUAACACUUACAUUCGUCCGCAUCGCCAUACUAUGUCUUUACCUGCGUCUCUUUUAUCGUUUUGGAUGGUUCCGCGCCCUCAUCAUAGGGACCAUCCUCAUCAUUGUCGUCGCCAACGGGACCGUUCUAGUCCUCACCAUUCUUUCUUGCCGUCCCAUAGAGCGGAUAUGGGACACACCAGGCCCUCGCGACGCAACCUGCAUGGAUGUGCACUCUCUCAGCACCGCAGUGGCCACCCUCUCUAUUUCAGAGGACUUUUUGCUAUUACUACUGCCACUGAUGCCCAUGCUGGUCGACAGACUUAACAAGCCAUCAAUGCCCGGCUUCCUCAUCCCGCUGCGUAGCAGAGUCUACGUUGUCGGCAUGUUUGCCGUUGGCACCUUUGCGGCCACAUCGUCGGCUUACAGGCUGGACUCGUUGCUGCGAAUCGGCACAUCGUCCGACCCGAGCUGGGACUAUGUCCCCGUAGCCCACUGGUCCUUGUUGGAGUUCACGGCCGGCAUCGUCGUCGCCUGCCUCCCCGCGAUCAGAACCCUGGCCCAUAUUGUUCUGAAGAGGAGGGGAAUCACCUGGCUGGAGGACGACGACGAGGAGACCCGCGGUACAGUCUACUACAUUCGAGACGGCGCCGAGGUCAAGGAAUCCUCGCACGGCACCACGAUGAACGAUCCAGAGGCUGUGGAAAGCCAUCGAAUCAGCAAGCAGUACAAGCGCGGGUCUUGGGUCGCCAGCUCAAAGUCGCUGGCCCUGUCGAGGCCCGCUGCAGUUUACUGCCAUCCGGCCUUUGACGGUUGGGAAGAGAGCGAAUCGCCAUCCCGCGCCGACGAGGUCGAGACGACGACAUCGACAACCAUUACGCAACACAGCCCUCAGAGGCACUCUAAAGUCAGGUCGGUUGUCAGCCACCAAAUGCCCAGACGGGAAAUGAAGAGCAAUAAGAAGGACAUGGGUGCUCCUGUCAUCACAGUAGCCGAGCUCGAGGUUGAGCCUGUCCCCGAUGCAAAGAAGAAAUGGAACUUGAGGGGGAUGUUCAAGUCAUCGAGACCGCAUAGGAGGAGAGAGGACCAGGCCGACGAGUCCGGGGACGACAUAGCCGAUGAUGUUCCAAAGGAUUGGAGGCAUAGUAACUGGGGCUGA
Messenger RNA from Pyricularia grisea, 1707 nucleotides. RefSeq lists its product as uncharacterized. NCBI's taxonomy places the organism in Eukaryota, Fungi, Ascomycota, Sordariomycetes, Magnaporthales, Pyriculariaceae. Bases 1 to 1707 code for a protein of 568 amino acids. The transcript is spliced from 3 exons. The record is from RefSeq and is a predicted model, not a curated record.